This is a messenger RNA of Cajanus cajan (pigeon pea), 1267 nucleotides long. The record is from RefSeq and is a predicted model, not a curated record. NCBI's taxonomy places the organism in Eukaryota, Viridiplantae, Streptophyta, Magnoliopsida, Fabales, Fabaceae.
GUUUAUGUAUGCCGUAAAAGAGCCUACACAAGUAACAUUCCUUGCAGCAGAAGUUGGAAAUUUCGAGUUUCUAUCUGUGGUGAUGAGCACUUAUCCUGAUUUGAUUUGGGAAUUAAACACCUUAGGUCAAAGUAUAAUUCAUGUUGCUGCUUUGCACCGUCAUUCUAGCAUCUUCAAUUUGAUACACGAAAUAGGACCAACCAAAGAUUUCGUAUUAACAUAUAUGGAUGAUGAAGGCAACACUUUACUCCACUGUGUUGCAAAAUUAGCACCACAAGAACGACUUAAUAUAUUUUCUGGAGCAGCUCUUCAAAUGAUGCUUGAGUUGUCAUGGUUUGAGGAGGUAAAAAAGAUAAUGCUACCAUCAUUUAUAGAGCUGGCAAACCAUGAAGGCAUUACUCCACGAGAACUAUUCAUCAAGGAUCACCAAGAGUUGCUAAAAAAGGGAGAGUCAUGGAUGAAAAGAACAGCAAACUCUUGCAUGGUUGUUGCAACCCUAAUUGCAACAGGAGUGCUUUCUGCUGCCUUCAGCCUCGGUGCUAACAACGACAACUUAGCAUUUCCCAAUUAUUUGACGAUGAAACCCUGGUUCAUGGUAUUUGCAUUAUCAGAUGCAUUGGCAUUGGUCUCUUCCUCAACCUCAAUCCUAAUCUUCUUGUCCAUCCUCAUUUCACGAUAUGCUGAGGAAGACUUUCUCAAGUCAUUGCCAUUGAAGUUGAUAUUUGGACUAGUGGCAUUGUUUAUCUCAAUUAUCAGCAUGAUGGUGUCAUUUAGUAGUGCUUUCUACAAGAAGGACCCUCCAGUUCUGAAACUUACAAAACGCAUGUGGGAGAUAUUUCUUACCUUGGAUGAUUCAGAGUUUAUGUAUGCCGUAAAAGAGCCUACACAAGUAACAUUCCUUGCAGCAGAAGUUGGAAAUUUCGAGUUUCUAUCUGUGGUGAUGAGCACUUAUCCUGAUUUGAUUUGGGAAUUAAACACCUUAGGUCAAAAGCGGGGUCGAUCCCGCUCUGCAGUCCGCCGCUGUUCGUCGCCGUCCACCGCUGUCCGCCGCCGUUCGCCGCUGUCUGUUACUCUGGUGAACCUAGGGUUUGGUGCGCCUUGUCAAGCGCGACCUAACCCCAUCAACUCCGGCGUUGUCAGAGUCUCCACGCGCUCUGACGCGUCGUUUCUCUCUCCAGUUCUGUCAAGCACGUACUAUUCACGCGUUGCUCUCUGUUCGUCGGAACCUCCUCAUUUUGCCACCGCCUUGUUCGUCGGAGCCUCCUGA